Molecule: messenger RNA, 2585 nt
Organism: Aaosphaeria arxii CBS 175.79
Lineage: Eukaryota; Fungi; Ascomycota; Dothideomycetes; Pleosporales
Exons: 5
Coding region: 109-2265 (718 amino acids)
Biological process (GO): mRNA processing
Cellular component (GO): nucleus
Molecular function (GO): RNA binding; metal ion binding
Source: RefSeq, a predicted model, not a curated record
CUCCAACUUUUGGUUCCGCCGCCCAUCUGCUUUGCGCCGCGGGACCUCACACAACAACCAACCUCAAAUCGCUGAAGUUGAAGUGUCUGGCAAGCACGAAGCGCAAGGAUGCUUCUCGACGACGCUGACAGAGCUUCCCUCAAGCAGUGGGUCAUUCCGAAGCUCGAGAAAGCAUCUGACGCCGAUGCUGCGGUGCUUGCGGACUAUGUUAUCGCAUUGAUUGCGGCAGAUGAUUCAGAAGCUACUGUGAGGGCAAAUUGUUUGGAAGCUUUACCUGACUUCCUACAUGAAAACACGGACAGCUUCAUAGAUGAGAUCUUGGAAGCAGUGAAGCAGAAGCCCUGGAAAGCCUCAAAACCACCCGCUCCCGUCCCAACCACCGCCGCCAUACCUUCGAUCAACCCACCCGCAGGGCUCAGCUUCAACCCGCCGACCGCACCGGCUGCAGACCUACAGAACGGGCAAGACAAGCAGGGUCGAAAGCGCAGGUUCAACGACCGGGAGUCCAGCGUCCCAAAGGACAACCAUGAUCCUCACUUCCAGCGCGGUCACGGAAACGACCGACCAUUCAAGCAGGCGACCCGUCGAGGAGGCCGAGGAGGCCGUGGAGGCUUCAUACCCCAAGAUAAUACAGUAGCAAGGCCGUUUUCUGGACUUCCACCUCCACCGGCCAUGCCCUUUCCAGGGAUGCCCAUCCCACCACCACCAGGUGCGAUGCCGUUUGGCACCCCGGACCCUAUGGCCCUGUUCGCAAUGAUGAGCAUGGCGUUUCCCCAGCUUGCCAACCUACCAUUCCCCGGCAACCCGAACGCUGCUCUAGAGCCGCCACGAAGCGGUAGAUGCAGGGACUACGAUACAAAAGGCUUUUGCGCGCUCGGAAGCACCUGUCCGUAUGAACAUGGCGGAGAGAUCGUCAUGCCUACAGAGUACGAUCCCAACAACGCGUCUCUGGGUGAAAACGGCAGCGGCAGCGCAAUAUCAAACUUUGACUCAAAGUUUAACCGCAAGCCCGGACGAAGCCAAAAUGAGUCGAGGCACAGCGCAAAUAGGAACCACGCUCGUGCACCAUUUUCCCAGGCCGGGCCCUCGUUCGAUCGGACUAAUACUACGGUUGUUGUUGAGCAGAUACCGGAAGAGCACUUCACCGAAGUGGCGGUCAGAGGUUUCUUCGAGAAAUUCGGAACUAUAACUGAGGUUGAUAUGCAGCCAUAUAAGCGACUGGCGAUUGUGAAGUUUGAAGAUCGCGAUGCAGCGCAGGCUGCUUACGACAGCCCAAAGGUUGUCUUCGACAAUCGGUUCGUUAAGGUCUACUGGUAUAAACCAGACACAUUGCCGCGACCAAAUGAUCGAGAGCAAGAGGAAGAAGGCGAAGCUCACCAAGAGGACGAGGACAUGAUCGACCCAGAGGAAAUCGAGCGACGUCAGGCCGAAGCACAAAAAGCAUACGAAGAGCGACAAAAGAGGCUCCAAGAAUCUGCUGCGAAGAAAGAAGAAAUCGACAAGCAGAUCAAAGAGAACGACGAAAAAAUGAGGUCCCUACGAGCAAAGCUUGCAGAGAAGUCAGGCGACGACUCGCAACUCAUCGACCAGCUUGCAUCUCUACAGGCUGAAGCUCAAGAUCUGGGCUACGAUCCCGAGUUUGAGACCUAUGCGCCGCGGGGUCGUGGACGCGGUGGCUAUCGUGGUAGGGGAGGAUACUUCCCUAGAGGGAGAGCACAUACGCCAUGGAGGGGUGCUCCUCGCGGUCGUGGAUAUACCGGCGGCCCAUUCAUGGGCGGUCGCAGUGGUGUGAAGCGGCUUGACAAUCGCCCGAAGAGGAUUGCCAUUUCGACCAUCAAGACGGGUUCUAAAGAGGACGAGGCAUUGAGGCAGCAUCUCUGGAGCACGUAUGACUUCGAGAGUAUCGAUGCGCAUCCGGAUAAACCAGAUACGCAAGUCAUCACUUUCAAGGAGCGAUACGUCGCUGAAAUGUUUCUCGCCUCCGUCCCCACCAUCCCCGACAUAGGCACCAAGAUCGAAACCUCUUGGGUCCCCAACACCGUCUCCCUCCCGUCCACAAAACCCGACACAAGCGGUGUCCCACCCGACGACCAGCAGCAUCAGCAUUCCGCAACAGACGACGCCAAGAUGGCCCUCGACGACGACGCUGGAGAAACCAACGGCCACCCCGCCCAGAACGGCGACAUCAACGGCGACGGUGCGGCAGGAGAUGCAGACUACGACGUCGCUGAUGACGAGGAUCGUUGGAUGGCCUCCGCCGCCUAAUGUCUCCAAGAUUCACAGCCCUGAUCCUGAAUGUAUACGGCCUUUGGGCUGCAGCAGUCGUAUCAUGGCAACACCUCCACAUAGCACAGCACAUUACAGCACAGCACGUCCACUCCGUACUUUUUACUCUGUACGUUGUUUCUCGUGGCCGUUGCAUCUCGGGUCUGAAGUGACGUCCACCCCCAAGUGCAUCAUGAAUGAAUGAACGAAGGGGGGCUUCUCACUAGCGUUCGCUAUCUGAGCGAAGUUUUAUGGUCCUAGCUAGUGAGGAUAUGUAAUUUUUUGUACAAUACCCAUAACUCAAUGCGAAAUUAUCUGAG